UCUGAUUUUAACUCGCGAGUCGGUCGGUCGCGUUCCGCUCGCUAAAUAUAAGCACGUGGCCCAGUGCUUCAGAUAUUCCGCUAUAACCUAUAACCCGUUGCUCGGCUGCCGGCGCAAGCUGAUAUACAGAGGUAUCAACAAGGGAGCUUAUCGCUAUCACAGACUAGCAACACAUCAAAAUGGUGAAUGAAUCAAAUGGCAAUGCGCCUGCGCCGCAGGAACUGGAGACAUUCCUGUCCCCGGAUGAGAAGAAAAAGGAGAAAGUCGUCAACAAAUACAACAUGACGAAAGAUGUGGAGUCGGCCGAUUUCGAUCCGUUCACCGAACGAAAGUUGGAGAAUCCUACUUCAAACAUGGACACGCUGACGCAUCUGCUGAAGGCGUCUCUCGGUACCGGCAUCCUGGCCAUGCCUAAAGCGUUUAAGUGCGCUGGGCUCGUCUCUGGCAUCUUUUUCACGAUGCUGGUCGCCCUCAUCUGCACCCACUGCUCCUACAUUCUCAUCAAAUGUGCCCACGUGCUGUAUAAGAAGACCAGAAGAACGCAGAUGACGUUCCCUGAAGUAGGACAGGCAGCCUUAGAGAAUGGACCACAGGCACUGCGACCGUGGGGAAAUGUUUUUAGAAUCUUCAUCCUGGUCAGUCUUUUCCUGACUUACUUCGGUACCUGCUCAGUGUACACUGUAAUCGUCGCUAAGAAUAUCGUGCAGGUCGUAGCACACUACAUGAACCAAAAAGAGGAAGAUGUAGAAAUAAGAAUAUUCAUCAUCGCUCUUCUACUGCCUCUGAUCUUUAUGGCAUGGAUCCGCAACCUCAAGUACUUAGCGCCAGUGUCCAUGAUCGCCAACGUGUUCAUGGGUCUCGGUCUUGGAAUCACUUUCUACUAUCUCGUCGGAACUGGCAAACUUAUGACGGACAACAUUAACUCUAUGCUCUUCAAAGCACCGGUAGAAUGGCCUGAAUUCUUUUCGCUGAGUAUUUUUGCCAUGGAAGCUAUCGGUGUUGUCAUGCCCCUGGAGAAUGCCAUGAAGACUCCUCGCUCAAUGCUCGGCACCUGUGGCGUCCUGAACAAGGGCAUGAGCGGUGUCACUCUCGUGUACAUCCUUCUGGGUUUCCUCGGCUACCUUCGCUAUGGAGAGGGCGUCAAAGACUCCAUCACCCUGAAUUUGGAAAGUGCUGAAAUUCCUGCCCAAAUCGUCAAGAUCUCCAUAGCCAUCGCCGUAUACUGCACAUACGGACUGCAGUUCUUUGUGUGCGUCGAAAUCAUGUGGAACAGCAUCAAGGACAAGUUCACGAAGAGACCCGACCUUGCUGACUACAUCAUGAGGACCAUCAUGGUGACCGCCUGCGUACUACUAGCUGUCGCUGUGCCCACCAUCGGACCGUUCAUGGGCGUCAUUGGUGCAUUCUGCUUCUCUAUCCUCGGUCUCAUUGCUCCCGCUUUCAUUGAAGUCAUCACCUACUGGGACAUUGGCUUUGGACCUGGCAAAUAUCUCAUUUGGAAGAACAUAGUUGUGCUCAUCUUUGGUAUGUUCGCCCUCAUUUUCGGUACUAAGGAUGCCAUCAAAGAAAUUAUACGUGUGUAUAGUAUAUAAGGCAACACUUUAGUGCACAGCCUUCUAUUCAAAGAUUCUGUGUUAAUGUGUGAUAGAUAUUAGCGUACAGCUUAGUAUAUAGUAUAGAUUAUUUUUACCAGUUUUGCGCGUGACACUUUGAGAGUUCGAAGUAGUCAAGGUGUCUAGGUCGUAGUCGAUGUUAUUUUGUUUCGUCACCCUGGCACUUGGAAAACUAUUUCGACCAAAAGUCUCCUGUGAAACGGACUUGAAUUCUGUUGUAUUGGUAACCGCGACACACGCUGCUAAACGUAUGGUGCUACUUAUUGCAUGAAGUCAAUAUUUGCUCUACGUCCUGCAUGAAUUCGAAAUAGUUACGAUGUGUAACUAGAGAAAUUGAUGUUGCCUUUUAUUGUGCGUAUUUUAUAAAUAUAUAUGUACAAGUAUAUAAUUGGGGCAUGUAAAAUUAUAAAACCGCUAUUACAUUCCCGAAUCAGAACUGAAUACUGUUGGAUGGUGUAGGUACUUAGAAAUAUGUAAGUAGAUAUUUGAGUCAACAUGUAUUUUCGGUUGUGUGGAGUAGGCACGUUAAUGUUGUAUUCAAUGAUUUGUUGGUCCCAAACAAUAUGAGCUACCAUGUACACGAUAGAUAAGUAUUUUGUAAAAUAAACAAAGACCAAAAAGCUAUCGAACAUAACUGUCAUCUAAUUAUAGCGUCAUCGGUACUUAAUAGCAUUACUUUGACGUCGUAUUCAGUAUAAACGAACAAAUAUGCUUUCGUUAGUCUAAUUUGUUUCCAUUAAAAAGAACAUUUUAUCUUAAAUUGGUGACUGGGAUCUUUGCAUUUAGUGUUUGUAAGCUUAAUGUUUUAUACAUAACUGUAACUUAAUUUAUAGAAGUUUGUGUGUAUUUAUAAGUGCAUUAUACGAAUUUCGAUGUCAUGAAACUGCACUUAACUGUAAGUUGUAAAGAUUAAUCUUUUUAACCGAAGAACUGAAAUAACAAUAAGUACACGCAGUCGCAUGUGAUACAUAGACGAGAAAUAUCAGGAUGAGGCCUUUCUUAGUAAGAUUAGAAACAUAUAGGUCAGCGAUCGAAGUUAGAGGUUUCUUAAGUCUUAUGACUCUUUACAAUUCAACACUAAGAAGUUUACAACGACCAUUUG
Messenger RNA from Spodoptera littoralis (African cotton leafworm), 2715 nucleotides. The record is from the annotation of a GenBank genome assembly. Lineage: Eukaryota; Metazoa; Arthropoda; Insecta; Lepidoptera; Noctuidae.